Morone saxatilis (striped sea-bass) is the source of this 740-nucleotide messenger RNA. RefSeq names its product sequestosome-1-like. Gene Ontology annotation, molecular function: protein binding. The transcript has 3 exons. The record is from RefSeq and is a predicted model, not a curated record. Lineage: Eukaryota; Metazoa; Chordata; Actinopteri; Moronidae. The coding region runs from base 186 to 665 and encodes 159 amino acids.
UGUGUGUUUGUACAGUGCUGAUAAAGUUGUGUGUUUGUACAGUGCUGAUAAAGUUGUGUGUUUGUACAGUGCUUAUGUAAGAAUGUGUCACAUUUUGUUUUACAGGAAGGAAAUUAGAUUUUGAUAUAAAUUCAGAAUUCUGACAUUGCUUUUCCCCCCUUUAAACUCAAUACAUUUUGGCCCUAAUGCUCUUCCAUACAGUAUUUAAGGUUACUAUCAUUGACAGUCGUUCAACUCACAGCAUCCAAUCACAAGAGGCCUGGAGAGAGAAGAGCAGGCUACUGGCGAAUCAGAGCAGGGGAGGGUGGCUCCAGAUGAAGGCAGGACGAGAAGAAAGUUUCUCACUUAGAUUGUGUGAAGUUGGUACCGGGACCCGGAGCAGGAUGUUGGAGCCGGUGCCGGUUAAGGUUCACCUGUUGGGCAUAGACGACUCAGUGAUGGAGGUCCGGAGGUUCGAGCUCUCUCCAGCAUAUUACCACCGCAACAUUAAGUAUGUUAACACCACGAUCACAGAGCUGUUUAAUCUGAAAAGAACUUUCAAGCUCUUCUACAAAGAUGAAGAUGGAGACAUGGUGGCGUUUUCCUCUGAUAAUGAACUGCGCACAGCCCUGAAUUGCAUAAAGGACAACACCUUCCGCGUCUUCAUCAAAAGGACUUUCUGGUGACCUUUGACCUCGGAGAACAUCUGAUGGAAACCUGAACACAAAGCCGCCCUGUGUUACUGACACACACACACACAC